AUGGAUUUGAUGCGACACAGUCUACCUAGAGCCGCUCAAUAUCUUGAGGAAGUUGGCUACGCUAGAUGGGCACGAUCGCACUUCGUUGGAUUACGUUACAGUGCAAUAACGUCCAAUAGUGUUGAGUCCGUCAACUCAGUAACGCGGUUUGUACGCUAUCUUCCGAUAACAAUGUUAGUUGAAUUUUAUCGGACGACAUUACAACAAUGGUAUUUCAUACAUCGACAUAACGGAGCGCAAAUGAUGAAUGUCGUGACUCCUUGGGCGGAGGCCAAAUUAGAUAAGAGAAUACAUAGGAGCGCAAAUUGGAAGGUAUAUCCCAUUAGCGAUUUGUUGUUUGAAGUUGACGACCGCUAUAAGAAAGGAACGUGUGAUUUGCAUGCUAAGACUUGUACAUGCAUGCAAUGGCAACUUUCUGGAAUAGCUUGCGGUUAUGUGAUUUAUGUUGCUCGAAGUUUAGAUAUUCAAGACUGCAGUCAAUUCUGUUCUGUUUGGUUCAAUUCCGACUCUUACCGUGCAACAUACGAGGAGGAAGUCACUCCCCUUCCACCAGAAGCUGAAUAUGUGUUGCUCAACGAACGUUUGACCGUCCUACCCCCUCCCUUGGACAUACAAAACUCAAGCAGGCUACGCAACCGCGAUCGUAUCCCUUCACGAGAUGAGGAACCAAUAGUGAAAACUUGCAGUCGAUGCGGCCAGAGUGGACAUUUUCGAUAUAACUGUCUGAGUUCGAUGCCAGCUUCUAGGCCGACGCACAGAAGUUCAAGUAGUGGUCGAAGAUUAGUUAGUUAUCCAAGCGAUUGUGGUCCAUCUGAACCUGAUACUACACAAGACUAUGUAUUUGAUACUUACGAUUUAAGUAAGUAA
Messenger RNA from Cynara cardunculus var. scolymus (artichoke), 867 nucleotides. RefSeq lists its product as uncharacterized. Gene Ontology annotation, molecular function: nucleic acid binding; zinc ion binding. Lineage: Eukaryota; Viridiplantae; Streptophyta; Magnoliopsida; Asterales; Asteraceae. The transcript is spliced from 2 exons. The record is from RefSeq and is a predicted model, not a curated record. Bases 1 to 867 code for a protein of 288 amino acids.